Molecule: messenger RNA, 2163 nt
Organism: Colletotrichum truncatum
Lineage: Eukaryota; Fungi; Ascomycota; Sordariomycetes; Glomerellales; Glomerellaceae
Product: ankyrin repeat protein
Molecular function (GO): protein binding
Source: RefSeq, a predicted model, not a curated record
AUGUCAGAACCACCAGCCGGUAAUCGCCCUGCCGCUCAAACUGGUCGCCCAUCUCUGUGGACUCAGUCGGCUGAGCGAAAGUUGGCCAGACUCUAUGUCUAUACCACAUUACCUCUUGUCAAGAUUGUCGAGGUUGUCCACAAAGCUUCUCCGGGCAACGGUGAUUGUCCAGGAACGGACUCUGCCAACAAGAAAUUGAACGCGAUUCUCGACAAAGAGCCGAGAUGGCUUCAUCCCCGCACCCGAUCCGAUAUGGACCGUCGAAUUGGUGCCCUCGAUAGCUCUCCCACCCGCCAGACGCCGCCUGAGAAUGCCUUUUCACCAAACUACGGUUUCCCUGCUUCUCCGGGCUCGAGAUCACUACUGAGCGUGAACCGCGAAUUCAAGGAGGAAGCCGGAAACAGCCCGACUAUACACGACAUUCAAUCCUACACCAAUUCUCGCGCAUCGUCCGCCGGGUGGAACCCUGGAGCCUCCGGGCCGCUGCCGACUUUAAUCACUCCCGAAUACGUAUCCGCCCCGCGACCCGAGGAAGUUGGAGUUCGCCGCACAGCGACGACGCUCACAUUAGGGGACGUUUUAUCCGAGUACUCGGCCGGUUUCAUUCAUCAAGUCAGCAAACUUUUGAAGCGGUACACAAUGCCUAACAACUCUAUGCUCGACCAAUCAUCUACCGACGAGGACCGCCCCGGGACAGCCGAUUCGAAUCCGGCUUCUUGGAUUGUCGAGUACGAUGCGCCACAGCGAAGCGGCGAGAUGGACAUCAGGCCCCUCCCCGGCGACUUUCUCACCCUUCACCACCAGUUACACAGGCAGGGCGCAUGUCUACCUGGACUUCGGGAGCACGACACACGAUCUUGCUACUGUCACGUCAGGGACGAACUCACCGACGAGUGCUGGGUUUCGGAUAUGGGCCCAGGCCCUUUUGCUCAACAUGUCUUACUAGAGGGAAGACCUGUCAAUGGUGACUUUGCAUCUCGGGAUGUCUUUGGCAACACCAUCCUCCACCUCCUCGCUGCUGGAGACGCCCAUCACGGCCAUCUCAUCAACAUUCUGACUCGAGACGUAUCGCCCAACCCGUCGGCGGUGAACAGCGCUCACCAAACCUUCAUGCACGUACUCAACGACUCGUGGUUUUCUGGACCAGUCAACGAUCUGGUCAACCUCAUCAACGUGCUGAAAAGACAAAAAUUCGACUUUCAAACCUGCGACGUCUACGGUCGCAACUUUUGCCACAUCAUCCACGCCAAAGAUGCCAGAAUAUUGAACCAGGCGAUGAAGAACAAUCUCCUCGGCCUGUUCAACCCCAUGGAAUAUUGCCGUCGCGAUGCCUUUGGAAACAUCCCCGAGUCCGCGACACCGGGCCACGUCCGCAGAGCCCACACUACCGCCGUGGGCCAGGAGAUGUCUCCCACCUGGAACGCGCAGACCCAACGACAACUCAGUUCCCCUAUAGAACAACAAGCCAGCCUCCUCAGGACCGUCAAUCAAGCAUUCGCAAACCCCCGCGUACAGGACUCGCAGGGCCGCAACGGGCUCCACUGUCUCGCGGACGCCAUCCUCAGCACGGAAACGCUCCUCUCCAAGUUCCCCGAAGCCAGCCGCAACGACGAGCAGCAGCAGCAGCAACAACAACAGACGUCACCAGUAAGCCGCAAGCGCAAGCACAACAAACCCGUCCUCCAAAAGUCGCUGGACUCGUCCAAGGAGCGCCUCACCGCAAGGGAGACGAUGGUCAGGAACCUCAUCCAAGCCGGCGUCGACCCCAACCACUACGACAAGUACGGCAACACGGUGCUCAUGGCCUUCGUCGCGCAGCUUCCCGAAGACGACGACUACAAGAAGCCCGUGGCGAUCCUCGAGUUCCUCAUCCAGGCCGGCGCCAACGUCAACGCGCGCAACCGGGCCGGCGAGACGGCGCUGCACAUCGCCGUGCGCAGGGGCAAGAAGCUCGCCAUGCGCACGCUGACGCAGAACGGCGCCAACGUACAGGCCCGUGACGUCGAGGGCAGAAGCGUCCUCGACGUCGCCGACCGCAUGGUCGUCUCCGGCAGACACGGCAUCGACCACCCGCGCUACGAGGCCUGCCACGCCUGGCUUUCCGGUCAAGGUAAAGCGGUGCAGAACCCCACGAUCCAACUGGAAUGGAAGUAUAGGGAGUAG